UUAUCUCUCUAUAUUUUCACUUUCACUUUUCUCUCUCUCUCUCUCUUUCUCUCUCCCUGUGCAAACCCUGCCGUUCUGCAAAAAUGCGAGAGAUCCUUCACAUCCAAGGAGGCCAAUGUGGCAACCAAAUCGGUGCCAAGUUCUGGGAAGUGGUCUGUGCCGAGCACGGCAUCGAUUCCACGGGUCGUUACCAGGGGGAUUCGGAACUUCAACUGGAGAGGGUCAACGUGUAUUACAAUGAAGCCAGUUGUGGCAGAUUUGUACCCCGUGCCGUUCUCAUGGAUCUGGAACCCGGGACCAUGGACAGCGUGAGGUCCGGUCCGUAUGGUCAGAUUUUCAGGCCAGACAACUUCGUUUUCGGCCAGUCUGGUGCCGGAAACAACUGGGCAAAAGGUCAUUACACUGAGGGUGCUGAGUUGAUCGAUUCAGUCCUCGAUGUUGUUCGAAAAGAGGCUGAAAAUUGUGAUUGCUUGCAGGGCUUCCAGGUGUGCCACUCUUUGGGUGGUGGAACUGGGUCUGGAAUGGGGACGCUUCUGAUUUCCAAGAUUAGGGAAGAGUACCCAGAUAGGAUGAUGAUGACUUUUUCGGUCUUUCCGUCCCCUAAGGUGUCCGACACUGUUGUGGAGCCUUACAAUGCCACUUUGUCUGUUCAUCAGCUUGUGGAAAAUGCAGAUGAGUGCAUGGUGCUUGACAAUGAAGCCCUCUAUGACAUUUGCUUUCGAACGCUGAAGCUCACCACUCCCAGCUUUGGUGAUUUGAACCAUUUAAUAUCUGCAACCAUGUCUGGAGUUACAUGCUGCCUUAGAUUCCCAGGCCAGCUCAACUCAGAUCUACGAAAACUUGCUGUGAAUCUCAUUCCAUUUCCUCGUCUCCACUUUUUCAUGGUGGGGUUUGCACCCCUGACUUCACGAGGAUCUCAGCAGUACCGUGCUCUGACAGUUCCUGAGCUCACUCAACAAAUGUGGGAUUCAAAGAACAUGAUGUGUGCGGCUGACCCGCGACAUGGCCGUUAUCUGACAGCAUCGGCUAUGUUCCGUGGGAAGAUGAGCACCAAGGAAGUAGAUGAACAGAUGCUGAAUGUGCAGAACAAGAACUCCUCCUACUUUGUUGAGUGGAUUCCAAACAAUGUGAAAUCAACAGUUUGUGAUAUCCCGCCAACUGGUCUUAAGAUGGCAUCAACCUUCAUUGGUAAUUCGACAUCCAUACAGGAGAUGUUCCGAAGGGUGAGUGAGCAAUUUACGGCCAUGUUUAGGAGGAAGGCUUUCUUGCAUUGGUAUACUGGGGAAGGGAUGGAUGAGAUGGAGUUCACCGAGGCGGAGAGCAACAUGAAUGAUCUGGUUGCAGAGUAUCAGCAGUAUCAAGAUGCAACAGCUGAUGAGGAAGCAGAGUAUGAAGAUGAGGAGGAGGAGGCAGAGUAUCAGGACUGAUGAUGUUUGCAAGUCUUUUUUUUAACCACAACUUCCAGUUGCUGGUUUUGUAGCAUUUGAACUAUGGAACGACUAAUUUAUAUUCUGCUGUAACUUUUAUAAUUUUAAAUUUAGUUUCUUGCAUUCGCGUUUUA
Messenger RNA from Alnus glutinosa, 1561 nucleotides. RefSeq names its product tubulin beta-2 chain. The record is from RefSeq and is a predicted model, not a curated record. Bases 84 to 1427 code for a protein of 447 amino acids. Gene Ontology annotation, biological process: microtubule cytoskeleton organization; mitotic cell cycle. Gene Ontology annotation, cellular component: microtubule; cytoplasm. Gene Ontology annotation, molecular function: GTP binding; GTPase activity; structural constituent of cytoskeleton. NCBI's taxonomy places the organism in Eukaryota, Viridiplantae, Streptophyta, Magnoliopsida, Fagales, Betulaceae. The transcript is spliced from 3 exons.